Molecule: messenger RNA, 5471 nt
Organism: Danio aesculapii
Lineage: Eukaryota; Metazoa; Chordata; Actinopteri; Cypriniformes; Danionidae
Gene: foxo3a
Product: forkhead box O3A
Exons: 2
Coding region: 623-2554 (643 amino acids)
Biological process (GO): regulation of transcription by RNA polymerase II
Cellular component (GO): mitochondrial matrix; nucleus
Molecular function (GO): DNA-binding transcription factor activity, RNA polymerase II-specific; RNA polymerase II cis-regulatory region sequence-specific DNA binding
Source: RefSeq, a predicted model, not a curated record
UUUGCAGCGGAGCAGCAGCGCAUUACGGGCUUUGCCAGUGCUGGAUCGCCCGGGCUGCGGGACGCGACGUCCUGCUCCGACAUGGAACAGGGAUCAUGGAGGUUUAUCGGGAUGAACGCUGUGUCUGUUAGGACUCCUCCGUGCUGAUUUGCAGAGGGACGGCUUGUGGAGGUAUGGCUUGAUUAUUCGAGGACACUUUCGCGAACGCACAGCCUAUCUGAUCGCAUUCGAAUCAAAAGAUUUCCCAGAACGGAAGCCGCGUUCUGAAACAAUGUAACGUUCGCAUUAUGAUGUAAUGAUACAAGGUAACGAAUUCGCAACGCGACGUCAUGCAGCAAUGUAACAAAUUCGAACGUCCGCUCUGUCUUAAUGCGUUCGAACAACGGAAGCUUCAUUAAACGUUAAGUAUUCGCGCGAUUCAUACACGGAUGAACCAACAAUGCCCUCGAACGCGUUUGUAAACAUUCCCAAUCAUCUCAAGACUUCGAUUCGAUCCUCAGAGUGUCCCGUAUUGAAAUGCGGACUUCAGAAGUGAUCCAUUAAUGGCAUGCACGAGGGCACUGCUGCUGUUGUGUUCCGAAAAGCCGUCCAUACAUCAUUCAUUUGAAGGAGUCGAGGAAAUAUGGCAGAGGAGAUAGAUAAGCCCUUGGCUGUGGACGUCGACAUAGACCCUGAUUUUGAGCCCCAAAAAAGGCCCAGGUCUUGCACAUGGCCUCUGCCAAGACCCGAGUCCAAUUCUGACAAAGCAGAACCUUCAGAUGUGGGGAUCAUUCCUGAGGAAGAGGUGGAUGAAAAUGGCACUGAUGAUGCUUGUGCAUCUGGUGACAUUACAGGCGCAUCAAAGCCUGCCAGUGUCACAGAACGAGACCCGAGUUCUGCUGCUGUUGUUCCUGCCAUAGAAACGAAUGCAUCUGCCAAUGAUAAAGACAUCUAUGGCUCUCCUGUAUCUUCCCAACACGCUCUAGCAGCAUGCAGCGACUCCAGCAUCAAUGGUCUGAUUCCUCAGCAGCCCAGAAAAUCCUCUGCCCGCAGGAACGCCUGGGGAAACUAUUCCUACGCCGACCUCAUCACCCAAGCCAUCGAGAGCUCGCCGGAGAAGAGGCUGACACUGGCCCAGAUUUAUGAUUGGAUGGUCCGAAAUGUGCCAUACUUCAAGGACAAAGGUGACAGCAACAGCUCUGCAGGAUGGAAGAACUCAAUACGGCAUAACCUGUCACUCCACAGUCGCUUCGUCAGAGUGCAAAAUGAAGGAACAGGAAAGAGUUCAUGGUGGAUGGUCAACCCUGAUGGUGGAAAAGGGGGCAAAGCUCCACGCAGGCGUGCAGUAUCAAUGGACAACAGUAAUAAGCUCAUCAAGAGCGCCCGUGGUCGUGCUGCAAAGAAGAAAGCUGCUCUGCAGGCCACCCAGGACGGAAGCUCUGAGAGUUCCUCCAGUCUGUCCAAAUGGACCGGCAGCCCCACGUCCCGCAGUAGUGACGAGCUAGACGCUUGGACAGAUUUUCGUUCUCGCACUAAUUCUAAUGCCAGCACCCUCAGUGGACGUCUUUCUCCAAUUCUGGCCAACCUGGAGGUGGAUGAGGUUCCCGAUGAUGACUCUCCUCUGUCACCUAUGCUAUACUCCAGCCCCAGCAGUAUGUCUCCGUCCACUGGGCUCACCGAACUGCCCCGUCUAGCUGACCUUGCAGGAACUAUGAACCUCAAUGAUGGCCUCUCUGACAACCUAAUGGAUGACCUUCUGGACAACAUCAGCUUGACUGCUUCGCAGUCUCCGGGCCAAGAUGAGAGUGGAGCCAACCUACAGGGAAGCCCUGUGUUUACCUUCAGCUGCUCUGGGAGCAGUCUGGCAAUUCCCUCCGGCAGCUAUGGCACCAACUCCAUGUUUAGCCCUCCAUCAGUCACUGGGCUGAGACAGUCUCCAAUGCAAACCAUCCAGGAAAACAAGCAGGCAACAUUCUCCUGCGGUUCCCUCUUUAGCGAGCAGAGUCUGCAGGAUUUGCUCAGCUCUGAGUCAAAUAGUCGCAGUGAUGUCCUUCUUACCCAAUCUGACCCACUUAUGUCUCAAGCUAGUGCCUCCCUUUCCUCUCAGAAUGCUCGUCGCAUUUUGUUGCGUAAUGACCCAAUGAUGUCCAACCAGGCUGGGCCUGCAGGACAAGCAGGGUUUAAAAAGGCAUCGCCAUCUGGAUGGCGGAUGAACUGUGUCCCGAGCAGCGAGUCAGACUACCAAAGCUUGAUGAAGCAACUCCAACAGUCUCCCUUCAGAAGCACAUCUAUGCAGCUCAACUCCUCCGAUUCAUUGUUGGCAGGUCUCAAUGGCAGCGUGUCCUCUGCUCAGUCGGUGUCUCAGGACCGUUUCCCAUCUGACUUGGAUCUUGAGGCAUUCAGUGGCAGUUUCGAUUGCGAUAUGGACAUCAUCACCCGCAACGAUCUGAUGGAUGCCGAAGGCCUGGAGCUCAGCUUUGAUUCCCAUCUCAUCUCCUCUCAGAAUGCUAACCUGACUUCAGGGAGCUUCUCCAGAACCAAACGAACCUCCUCCCAAAGCUGGGUGCCAGGCUGAUCUAGCUAGGCCCAGGAAUGUAGGGACGGGGCAUAACACCGGAUUUGAGCCAACUGUCCACUGUAAAGCAACUGUAUAUUAUGCUGUAGAAAAGCUAUUUGACAUCCAUUGGAAUGAGUUUGAGUUAACGUCAAUGAUUUACCCAGUGUUGUAGAUUUGUGGCUGUAUGUUUUGUAUCGAGGCUGGUUUGAUGGACGUCAUAAAGAGUUCCAACAGAAUUGACCUUGUUUUAAGUGCUGCAGGUUACUCUAUUUGCCAAUGACAAGGUAUUGAACUCUGCUUGAGUAUGGUAAGUGGAGUACUGUAGAGAGAACUUGGCUUAGCCAACAGUACUUCCCUUACUCUAUCUAGAAUAAAAAAUCUUUAAAGAAACGCUCCUCUUUUUUUGAAAAUGGUCUCAUUUUACAAUUCCUAGAGCUGAUCUCCAAGUCUGGGAGGAGCAUUUUUUCGCUUAGCUUAGCAUACAUUAUUGACACUGCGUAAUAUCAUUGUGCCUGCUGCAGCCAUUCUUAUUUAUUACACUGGGAUGAGAGUAUAGUCCCUAGCCAAAUCAGCCUACACUCUCAGAAAUCAAGGUAGAUGAAUUGUCACUGCGGUGGUACCUUUUCAAAAGGUACACGUUUGUACUUAAAGGGUUCAUAUUGGUACCUCAAAAGUAUAUAUUAGUACCUAGAAUUUUUAAGAGGAACACUUUUGUGCUUUUUAGGUACUAAUAUGUAGCCUUGAGGUAUUAAAAUGGACCUUUUAAGGUACAAAUUUGUACCUUUUUGAAAAGGUACCACCCCAGUUACAGCUCGCGUACUUUUUAUUUCUAUGAGUGUAGAAAAUGGUCCAAUUUAAAUUUUCCGCCUGUUUUUGUGCAAACAACAGAAGAGUCAAUUUAAAUUUUAAAUGGGAAAAUUAUCUGUUGGAUCAUUAUUCAGUGAGAGGCUAUUGGUCUAAUUCAAUGAUUUAUGCUAGGCCAAGCUAAAAGUGCUUCUGCCAGACCUGGAGAUCAGCUGAAUGGAUUCAAAAAUGGCAAAACCUCUGUUUAACUCUAGGAGGGUUGUAAAAUGUGCCUGUUUUGUAUGGUGUAUGAGGGUGCCUACAAACUGGAGAAUGCUUUUACGAAUCCAAGCUUGGAAACCAAGCGGGAUUGGUGAGUUCUCAUUGGGAUGGGCAGCUGUUGACAACCAUGUCAUAUUGCAUUAAAGCAGAAAUGAAAAUGUUUUUCCACUUUAACGUUUUUCCUUGUCAUCAUUGCAAUACUUGAUCCCCAUUGAAGUCCACUCUAGUCUGUAGGUGCCUAUAGUUUGUGGUAAUUUCUCGUAACUUGUGAUCAAGAUGAGUAGAUUUCUAGUCCUCACAUUUAAACAAACACUUGCCUUUUGCCAAACUAGUCCUCAGGACAACUGCAAAAAUGGCCUGUUUACAACACAAACUCUUGAGAAUUCUGUUGUCUGAAAAAUGGCCAUGAAAUAAGUCAUUUCUCCAGUUAUUUUAUUUUUUCUUGUGAAACUAUUAUUUAAAAAAAGGGAAGAGGUUGUGUUAUUUGUGAAACCAGUGAUGAUCAUAAUGUAUCCUUGACUCCUUUUGCGGGAAAGUGAAUAAUGACAUGAUAAGCUAUGUAUUUAGUGUUCUGCUGUAUGAAACUAGUCAGUGUUUCCUAUGGAUUUCCUAACACAACCUGUGCAUUUAUCCGAGUUCUUGAGCAUCACCGCAUUCACUUCCAAUGUUAGCCAUUUUAGAGUAGAUUAUAAGAUAUAUAUUUGUAUUUAUGUAUGCGUGUGUAUAUACACACACAGACACUGGGCCUCUUUCAUGAAGUAUCCAUAGCUUUCCGAACAAUUUGCACAAAUUUGUAAACCAUUCUUUAGUUGGCGCAUUCAGUGCGAUUAGUGUUGUGUGCAUGCACUGUGCACUAUAUAUGUGUGUAUACAUGCAUGCAACCAUUUACCUUUAGAAUAGGUUUACCAGUUUCUGUGUAAGUCAUAGACUAUGCUUACAGUUCAUGAUGGAGACCAGUAAUGCUUACAGUGUGUGUGUGUAUAUACACAGACAAGUAUUGAAUUCAUAUGAACAGAUCUAAAUUUUGGAACGCUGAUUAAGGACCGCUAGAUGUUUGUGUAUUUGUAGCAGGAAAAGAAAAAUGAAGCUAUGAGCAUUUGGUGCUAAGUGAAAUUGUGUUGGGUCAGUUUAUAUGGCUAGCAUUUAUGUGUACAUAUCUACACAAAAUGGUGAGUGCUAGUAGAAAGUGUGUGACGGCGGUGUGUUUUAAGCAUUAUAAUAGUUUUAAAACGAAAGGCAGCCAUUUUGUAGUAUUACAGCCUGUACGGAUAAGCUAUGUAAGAAAGCACCUACAUUGUACUGUAUUUCUCUGUUGAUCUUGAACAUGCCAGACAACCAAAUUUGAGGCUAAUGUAAAAAAUCAUGCAGCUGUUGAUGAAUUAGUAGUGCCAUUCAGGGACGGCUUGCAGAUGUUUGCGUAGGUACACCUAAUGUUGUUUUAACACAGUCUCGAAUGUACCGUUAGUUAAGGUCAUCGUCACACCCAGAGUUUCCAUAAGCCUCUUAAGCACUGAUUUUUAUAAUCUGCUUUUUAUAAUCAGCUGGAGUUACAGAUUUUAAGAUGACUAUAAAAAGUCGAUUGUGCUGUUUACACCUUUUUGUUUACUUCAUUUUAGAUAGACGUCUGAUAGUGUUUGGGGUAGGUCACAACUCUCACAAGACUACUAUGUUUUUCAUUCAUUGUUAGAGGGAAUUAACACAAAUUGUGUAAGCGUAAUAUGCGUGUGUACCUCCUUACAGCACAAUUGGCCGCUAGUUAGCAUCCACUCGAUGUUUGCUUGACUUUACCUAUGUAUUUCCAUUUUGGAUCAUGUAAACAACGUAGUGUAAGGCAAGGUGCAUGUAAAUAAAGCUUGUACUACACAAUACA